AUGGUUUCCGUCCCUGUCGCGGGUCUGUCCGCUGCAGGCGGAGGUGGUGGUUCGAGCGCCAACGUCAGCUCCCGAGGGUCGCCUGCCGUCGGCGCAAGCGCCGCCUCACGAUCCAAAACUCAGGUCAACUCGAAUGGCUACCAUCCUGCGAAUACCCCCAAGCCCCUCAGCUCCCUGACCAGUGCACCGCUCGACCUGAACUCGGUUGAGAGACGAGGGCAGCCCACAGCGAGUCGCGAAUCUGUGAAGCGAAAGAGUCGCCCCCACGGCCUCCAAGAGGCACCCACAUACCACCCAACUGAUGAGGAAUGGAAAGAGCCUAUGGAGUACAUGCGCAAGAUCACACCCGAAGCAUCCAAGUAUGGGAUCUGCAAGAUCGUUCCGCCAGAGUCGUGGAACCCGCCCUUUGCGAUUGACACACAGAAAUUCCACUUCAGGACGCGGAAGCAAGAACUAAACUCGGUCGAAGGCAGCACUCGAGCGAAUCUGAGCUAUCUCGAUGCUCUCGCAAAGUUUCACAAGCAGCAGGGCAACAACCUGAACCGAUUGCCAUAUGUCGACAAGAAGCCACUUGACCUGUAUCGCCUGAAGAAGGCGGUCGAAGCUCGGGGUGGGUUCGACAAGGUGUGCAAAUUGAAGAAGUGGGCAGAGAUUGGGCGGGACCUGGGCUACAGCGGCAAGAUCAUGUCUUCGCUCUCGACAUCGCUCAAGAACUCGUAUCAGCGAUGGCUCUGUCCCUAUGAGGAAUACCUCCGGAUCGCCAAACCCGGAGUCCAUCAACAGCUCGAGCUCGAGUAUGGCGGUCCGCUGACACCCAGCCCAGCGCCAAGCCCCAUGAAACGAUCCAAUGUCAACACGCCUUCCAGCCUUCGAGCAGAUACCCCAGCCCGACAUGCUACUGAUGCUCUACAAGCCAGCAUGAAUGGCCACGCCAAAGAGGGUGAGAGAGAUACUCCGAUGGCAGAUGCUGCUCCUGCCGCCAGCCAGCCAACACCUUCUGGAUUCACUGCCAUCAACUCUGGCGGUUUCACGGCUGUAAACUCUGGUUUCACAAGCGUCAACCGUCAAGCAUCUGCUGAGACGAGAAGCUUCACCCCUCCGAAGCAGAACGGGAGCCCAUUCCCGUCUGCCAAAAACACGCCGGAGUAUCGCCCGUCAGGUCUUGGUCCUGCCAAUGCGUUGAAGCGGCAAUUGAGCAGCGACAGUGUCGACACUAAGAAGGAAAACGGAGCCGAAAAGGACGAUGUCGAGAAUGGCAGCCGACGGAGCAAGCGACUGAAGAAAGAAAACGUCCCUACUGUGGCCGGGUCUCACAUGUCGCUCUUCCGCCCUUCUGUUCCACGGAUACCGGGUGAUGAGAAUGCAGCUCUUGGAGAGAAAUGUGAACAAUGUGGCCGUGGUGAGAACGGCGGCCCGCUUCUCGUUUGCGAGUCCUGUGAUCAUGCCUAUCACGGGGUGUGUCUCGACCCACCGCUCAAGGUGAAGCCCGAGUCCGAAUGGAACUGUCCUCGAUGCCUAGUUGGUGACGGACAAUACGGGUUUGAAGAAGGCGGCCUCUACUCGCUCAAGCAGUUUCAGGAGAAAGCCAAUGACUUCAAGCAGGGGUAUUUUGAGAACAAGAUGCCUUUCGACCCGGUACUCAACUGCCACCGGCCUGUCACUGAAGACGAUGUUGAGCACGAAUUCUGGAGGCUGGUUGCAAGUAUCGAAGAGACUGUCGAGGUCGAGUAUGGCGCCGACAUUCACUGCACCACCCACGGCUCAGGCUUUCCGACCGUCGAGAAGAACCCCGAUGACCCCUACUCUACAGAUCCGUGGAACCUGAACCUACUACCUCUUCACCCAGAGAGCCUUUUCAGGCAUAUCAAAUCUGACAUAUCGGGCAUGACCGUACCCUGGGUGUACGUGGGCAUGAUCUUCUCGACAUUUUGCUGGCACAACGAGGAUCACUAUUCGUAUUCAGCCAACUACCAGCAUUUUGGAGCAACCAAGACCUGGUACGGUAUCCCUGGUGAGGAUGCCGAAAAGUUCGAGAACGCUAUGCGAGAGGCUGUGCCAGAGUUGUUUGAAACACAGCCAGACCUGUUGUUCCAACUUGUCACCCUCCUCCCCCCGGAGCAGCUCAAGAAGGCCGGCGUCAGAGUCUACGCCGUCGACCAACGUGCAGGCCAGCUCGUCAUCACGUUUCCCCAAGCAUACCAUGCUGGUUUCAACCACGGCUUCAAUUUCAAUGAGGCUGUGAAUUUUGCUCCGUGCGACUGGGAGCCGUUUGGCCUGGCCGGUGUGGAGAGGCUGCAGCAGUUUCGAAGACAGCCUUGCUUCUCUCACGAUGAACUCCUAUGGACCGCGGCCGAAGGUAUCACAAGCGGCGGGUUGACAAUACAGACCGCAAAAUGGUUGGCGCCGGCCUUGGAGCGGAUCCAUACCCGGGAGAUCGGUCAGCGUGAAGAUUUCAUUACGAAGCACCUGGAAUCGUCCAAGCACACUUGUGCGUUGAGAGAUGGUGACCAGGGGUCUUCAUGUCCCUUGACUUUCAAGGUGGAAGAUGAAGAUGUAGCCGAAGAAGAGUAUCAGUGUGCUUACUGCAAGGCGUAUACAUACCUCUCACGGUUCAAAUGCGUCUCGUCUGGAAAGGUAUUGUGCCUUCAACACGCGGGCUCGCAUGCAUGCUGCGAUGCGCCCGAGGCGGCGCGGUUCCUUGGAGAUCAGCAUGUCCUCGUCUACCGCAAGGCCAACGACGCCAUCGACGCUGCUCAUAGACGAGUAGCUGACAAGGCACAUUUGCCCCAGGCGUGGGAAGACAAGUACGAGAAGAUGCUUGACGAAGAUGCCGCCCCUUCGCUGAAGGCCCUUCGAAACCUGCUCAACGAAGGCGAACGUAUUCCAUACGAUCUGCCUUCCCUGCUGGUAUUGAAGGACUUCGUCGAGCGCUGUAACCACUGGGUUGAGGAAGCGACCAACUACACAGUCCGGAAGCAGCAGAAUCGGCGGAAGAACGAGAAGGCCUGGCAGUCAGGUUCACGCAAGUCAAUUGGGAGUUCCGCUCAGGAGCAGAAGGAGCGAGAGAUGCGAAACGUGUUGAAUAUCUACCGCCUAUUAGAUGAAGCUGAGCAGCUCGGCUUCGACUGCCCCGAGAUACUCCAAUUGCAGGAGCGCGCAGAGGCAAUCAAGGUCUUCCAGCGGCAUGCAAAGGAGGCUCUGGACAAGGUCUCGUCGCAGACGGUCGAAACCAUUGAAGAAUUGCUUGACGAGGGCCACAGUUUCAAUGUUGAUAUACCCGAGGUCGACGGGCUCUCGCGAAUCCUCGACCAGUUGCGCUGGAACGAGAAGGCUGCGGCUGGCAGAGGUGUCGUGAUGAGCCUGGACGAAGUCAAGGCUCUCAUCGAGGAGGGCCAGCGCCUCAGCAUUCCUGGCUACAACGAUCACUAUGCUUACUAUGUCGAGCAGUGCGCAGCGGGCACGCAAUGGGAGCAGAAGGCCAGGGAACUCAUGACUGCUGAGACAGUUCACUAUCAGCAGCUCGAAACCCUUUCCCACCAGGCUGCUGUAAACGCGUUGCCCAUUUCGCAGGAAACCCUCGCGGCCGUCGACCAGAUCUUGCACAAGCAAAGGGAGGCUCAUCGUCAGAUAAUCGACCUCAACAACCGCUCACACGGCCCUGACUACAGCAACAGGCCCAAGUACACCGAAGUCCUCGAGGUCAUGAAGAAGAUUGAGGAUCUGCAGUCCAAACCGGCGGGUACGCUCGACCUCGAGAGAGAGCAGAAACGCCACGAGGACUGGAUGCGUAAGGGCAAGAAGCUCUUCGGCAAAACCAACGCCCCACUCCACAUCCUCAAAAGCCACAUGGACUAUGUGCUUGAUCGGAAUCUGGAUUGCUUCGACAUUGUCAAUGACAAGCCGCGCAUGCCCGCCGAGCCAGCGUCCCGCGAACCGUCCCCUGAGGGGGAUGGCGACGGUGACGGUGAAGGCGACGGCGACGGCGACGGAAAGCUGGCGCGUUGGGAUGAUCCGAAAUUCAGGGAAGUCUUCUGUAUUUGUCGGCGCACCGAAGCUGGCAUGAUGAUUGAGUGCGAACUGUGCCACGAGUGGUACCAUGGAAAAUGCCUCAAGAUCGCGCGGGGCAAGGUGAAAGAGGACGACAAGUACACCUGUCCAAUCUGCGACUGGCGGGUCAAGAUCCCUCGCGAUGCCGCGCGACCCAAUCUUGAAGACCUUAUCCAAUGGUAUGAGGAGAUACCCGGUCUCCCGUUCCAACCUGAGGAGGAGGAGGUUCUCAAGAAAAUUAUCGACAACGCGCAGGACUUUCGGCAUCACAUCGCGAGAUUUUGCAACCCUCUCCUGUCGACCGCCAACGAGGCAGAGACGCAACGCUUCUACCUGCGGAAAAUCGAGGGCGCAGAGAUCCUCCUAUCGAUGGAGACCAACUUCUUUCGGCAGGAGCUGCACAAGUGGAGCCCAGUGGCGCCGGAACCGCCGCCGUUGAUUGAGAGCUCCAAGAGCACGCGCAAGCCGAGACCGACGAAACUGCAGAAGCUUCUCACUCAAUACGGAGUGGAAGAUCCGGACGACCUGCCCGAAUCUAUCAAGGGCAAAGCGAACAGCUUGAAACGCAAGGCUAUGAACGCCGAGGCCGCUGCCGAAGCAGCGGCCUCGGCGCGGCCUGCUGGGGCCCUGCCAGGUGCGAGUCCAUACGGCAGCGGGAGCGGCCAUUUCUUUGGAAGAGCGUCUUCUUCCCAGCCCCAGACCCCCGGCCAGUCGAUGACCGGCAACAUGCACGGCCACCACCCUCGGGGGCCAGACUCUGCGUCAUCAACACAUAGCCAUGCGAACGGCCCGCGAGCUGGGUCGGCAUCGAUGAUCAAGCCUGAUGCCAUGGAUAUUGACAGCCGCCACGCCAUCCACCCAUUGUUCAUGCCGGAUGGUAUGAGGAUUGGACCACAGCUCAUUGGCAAUCCGUCCAUGUCUCUAGAGGACCGCAUCCUGGACGGCCACAUUGAUGAUGUCAACAUGUCGACAGAGGCAGACCGAGCCAAGGUCUUCGAGAUCCUGUCUCGAACUGAGGACGGCCGGCGCCAGGCUGAAAAGCUCUUCGGUCGAGAGGCAGGCCUCGCCGCAAGCGGAAGCCAUACCCAGCAACAGGAUGACAACGACGAUGACGUUAAGCAGAUGUUCACCGAUCUCGUCAACACAGACGAGGACGAGGACGAUGGUCGCGACAGCAAAAAGAGCAGAGACGGCUCAGUGCUCAAGGGAGAGCGGCAAAAGGACACGAGCCACCAGGUCACGACGGAGGACCUGGAGAGCGAGAGGAACGGCAUGGAUGCACUUCUUGACCGAGAUUGA
This is a messenger RNA of Thyridium curvatum, 5346 nucleotides long. RefSeq lists its product as uncharacterized. The coding region runs from base 1 to 5346 and encodes 1781 amino acids. Lineage: Eukaryota; Fungi; Ascomycota; Sordariomycetes; Thyridiales; Thyridiaceae. Gene Ontology annotation, cellular component: nucleus. Gene Ontology annotation, molecular function: DNA binding; histone demethylase activity. The transcript is spliced from 6 exons. The record is from RefSeq and is a predicted model, not a curated record. Gene Ontology annotation, biological process: chromatin remodeling.